GUUUUAGGUAAAAAAAAAUGUUGGUGGAAAGUUCAACUGCGUUUCGUAUCAAAGUUUUGUACGCUUCCUCAUGUCACUUUCUUGGUGUGUAAUUUGGAAUGGUGGUGACAAUUAGGAAUCCCAUGGUUUGCGGUUUUCUAUUUGUGUACCCUUUUUUAUAAUUACAUUUUUUGUUUAAAUCAACACGAAUCGUACAGUUUGGUGUUAGUUUACUAGCUUUGUUAAUUCAAUCCAUGGUUAAAAGGAAUUAGUAUCUGGAGAUUUUUCCCUUUUCACUUUGCACCUUUUUUCACUGAUUGCCCUCACCUGUAGAAGAAAGGUCGUGCCUUUACAUGUUCUGCAAAAGCCACUCCUUCUGGAAAAGUUAGAUUUUGUGGUGAAGUGUUUUUUUUUUCUUUCUUUUUUUUUCGUUUUGGAAUUUUCACUGGGCACAAACGAACAAAAUAGGAUAAAAGCAGCGGGACUGUAAAAAGUUGGGUAUAAUUUGUUGUGUGGGCUCUGUGGUGGUGAAAACUGGCGAUAGCAAAAUAAGGGCUUUUGGGUUUUGGGAAAAGCUGUAGGGAUGAGUAUGAGAUGUUGGCGUGGCCAUUUGAACAGUGUUAUUUUCCGUAUUAUACUUUCUUUAGCUUGUCUUCUUCUUAUCUUGCACAAAGAACAGAUGGCGGCCGAUGAAUCUAGUAGCUCUGUGUGGAGUAGAGAGCAAGACAAGCAAUUCGAAAAAGCAAUAGCUACUUAUCCAGAAGCCUCGGCUGAUAGAUGGGAGAAAAUUGCAGAGGAGGUUUGUGGGAAAUCGGUGGAGGAGAUUAAGGAGCACUAUGAGCUCCUAGUCGAUGAUGUCAGCCGGAUAGAAUCGGGUUUCGUGCAAGUCCCGUGUUACAAUACUUCCUCGGAUGGUUCAACCGGUGAUGAGGUGGCAACAGGCAGUUUUGGACAGUCGAGCAAGGCCUCGAGGUCGGAUCAAGAGCGGCGUAAGGGGAUUGCGUGGACCGAGGAUGAACACAGGUUGUUCCUUCUGGGGCUGGACAAAUACGGGAAAGGCGAUUGGCGGAGCAUUUCGCGCAACUUUGUGGUGACACGAACCCCAACCCAAGUGGCGAGUCAUGCCCAGAAAUACUUCAUUCGUCUCAACUCUAUGAACAAGGAUCGCAGGCGGUCGAGCAUCCAUGACAUCACCAAUGUGAGCAGUGGUGAGGUGUCGGUGGGCCAGGGGGGCCCAAUUACGGGCCAGCCCAGUGGCACCAAGCCCAACAAGCCUCCAGCCCCAGCCCCAGCUAUUGGGCAGCCCAUUGGGGUCUCUGCAGUUGGCACGCCCGUCAACCUCCCCCAGCCCAUUGGGUAUGGGCCAGUUGUCCCAGGCGCUCCCUUGACUAUGGGCCCGAUCACGUACCCUGUGCCGCACUCCAGGCGAAGUCGUGUUGUAUUCUGA
This is a messenger RNA of Striga asiatica, 1426 nucleotides long. NCBI's taxonomy places the organism in Eukaryota, Viridiplantae, Streptophyta, Magnoliopsida, Lamiales, Orobanchaceae. The record is from the annotation of a GenBank genome assembly.